AAUUAAACCUAUAAACAAAAAUCAAGGAAAUUCUGCAUGUAUCGACAACAUUAUUUGUCUCUUUUCUGUCUUUUCGCUUAUUUAACUAUAUGUUUUGGAUUAUGGGUAAAGACAAAUGAAUGUAUAUUGAGUAAUGGUACACAUCUUAUAGAUUUUUCGAAGUUGAAAAACAUCAACCAAGAAAAAAAACCUAGGUUAAUAGUUAUUUUUUGACCUUUACCUACAAAAAUCUAGUAAAUUCCGAUUAUAAAAAGGAUGAAAAAGUUAAAAUACUUCUUUUUUUUAUGAAGAUAUAAUGUAACGAACACGACGACAAAUGAGACUUUUUACUAUACACCCUGCCAAUCUUUCAAUUUGACAAAACCUUGUCAAAAUGUUCAUGUGAGAAUGAUUAGAAAUAUAAAUAAAACUAUAAUCCAAAUAGAUAAUCUUAUAUAAGACGUGUCAUCUUGUCUGCAACAGAUGUGUGAACAUAAUUCAUCGAAAUAUCAGUCCUUAGCUUCUAAAAACUACACAAUACUAGAAAAAGAUGGCGCCAUCUUCUUAAGAUACAAACAAGAAAAUUCAAAACUUGUUCUUGUUCAAUUGGAAUGCGGUAAAACAGAAGAAUUUAAGAUUAAUGAUCAUCCAACGGAUGAUAAAUAUGCCUUUAGUCUUUUCGGACCAACCCUAUGUGCUAAGAAAUCUGAAGACAAGAACACAGGAAUAAGUUUCGGAAGUGUCUUAUGUAUAUUAUUUUUUAUCGGCGUCAUUAUCUACUUAAUUGGUGGAUUUUGCUUUAAACGUUUUAUUACCGGGGCCCAGGGGAUUGAACAAAUCCCAAAUGUUGAAUUUUGGAAAACUGUUCCAGGACUUAUGAAGAAGUCGAUUGAUGAACAGCCGGGCUUGCCUUGA
Molecule: messenger RNA, 894 nt
Organism: Dimorphilus gyrociliatus
Lineage: Eukaryota; Metazoa; Annelida; Polychaeta; Dinophilidae
Source: the annotation of a GenBank genome assembly